CAGCACUUGCAUUGUGACACUGGGGUGUGUCGUACACUACAGAGGAUAAGGAAAGCCCUCAGACUUCUGGGUGGAUUUCUAACAAUAUUCGAUCGCACCAUGUCUGCCGUUGAAUGGAAGAAGAAGUGUGAGGCUGAGUGGAGCCUGCAGGGCGCCCCGCUGCCCGACAGCCUGGACUGGAAGUCCGUGUAUGAAGCCCGACCGCUCGGCAGAAACUUCCUGAAGAACCCUGCGCCUCACGGCUUGAGCAAGGACACCCCUCCGCCUGAACCUGAACUGUCUGAAGUGCCACCACGUGGGCCUCCGCGUUUUCAACCUGAUGGUGACUUCAGCGGCUGGACCACGAGCACGGAGGUCCUCCCCUAUGAUACCAGUGGCAUCCCAGAAGGUGUUGUGAUCUGUCAACUGCCAACGUUCAGCUGGUUCUCCAUGGAGCAGGUUGUGGACUUGAAGGCAGAAGGACUGUGGGAAGAGCUGCUGGAUGAUUUUCAGCCUGAAAUAGUCAUCCAAGACUG
Morone saxatilis (striped sea-bass) is the source of this 515-nucleotide messenger RNA. It is a transcript of the gene nccrp1, whose product is annotated as P1, F-box associated domain containing. NCBI's taxonomy places the organism in Eukaryota, Metazoa, Chordata, Actinopteri, Moronidae. The record is from RefSeq and is a predicted model, not a curated record. Gene Ontology annotation, cellular component: SCF ubiquitin ligase complex; cytoplasm. Gene Ontology annotation, biological process: glycoprotein catabolic process; SCF-dependent proteasomal ubiquitin-dependent protein catabolic process. Gene Ontology annotation, molecular function: ubiquitin protein ligase activity.